AUGGCCAAGAAGAAACGAUCGCGCGAGUCGCGCAAACAGGAGUCUAAGAGUGACGGCGAUGCGUCCAAGUCGACAUAUAUCAAGCAAGAGCCGACACCAAAUGGCAAGUCUGAAGAGGGAGAGAAUUCCAAGGUUGCCAAGAAUGCCCCAGCCAAACCCAAGAAGGGCAAGAAGAAGUCUCAUGAAAAGCUACCCGCGCUACUUCAGGAAGUCGACAAUCGAUGCCACAACAUGAUUGUAUACAGAAAUCAUCUCGACGAGAAAGUGGCUCGUCUCGCUGAGUGCGAGGAUUCUGACGGGCUUCAAGAGUACGAAAAGGCUUUACUCAACUCAAAGACGCUCGAACAUAACGAGCAAGAGUUUCUCCGUGAACUGAGAGAGGAGCAUGAUCGCUUGAGUCAGGGGGAUAAUGCUCAGCCUGCCGUGGUCCGCUUCUAUCACCAGCUGAUAGCCAAAUUCAAGACGCAUCUUGAGAACAACCGCCACCCCAUCACUCAGCCUGACCAAGGAACAACGUCGACUGGCCCCUCAACGCAACCAGGCAAAUCCAAAAAAGCCAGAAAGAAAGCUAGAAGAAGGGAACUGGGAAUUGCUUUGCAACUACGAGAAAAGAGGCGCGCCGAGAGGAAGCCCUAUGAUACGAGAGCUUCAAGGCGUCGACUGGCUGCUUCGAGCGCAGAGUCCGACCAUGACGCUGCUGCCACGGAAACGACCAAACAGUGCCAAAGCCCCACGCCACAAACAUCUCAGACACAGUCUCCAGCAGAAGAAGAAGAAGAGGCCGAUUCCGGAUCCGAGCCCAAGUCCAACUCUGGCGAGCGUGAUCUGUUAAAGAAUCUGAUUGAGCAACUCGGGAAGGAACAACAGCUUAGCCAUGAGCUUCGUUCCUCCGCAGUAACUGCCGACAUGGACAGCGCACCGAAACAAGAGGAUCCAUGGUAUAUCGGCAAAAACGCCUUCAAGCUUAUGCGCCGGCGCAGCGAGUUGGACAGGGACCUGGUACAGGAAGCAGCGAGGCAGCAUGUGACUGGUGAGCUUUGGAAGCCACGACAGGAGCUCCUCGACAGACAAGCUGCCAUUCAAAAACGGGAGGGAAGAUUUCUGAAAUCGGCAACAGAAGAACACCAAAAGGCAGCACUUCGGCUUGCUAGUAAACCCAGUGUCCAGACCAUUGGAAAUGAGUUUCGAAUUCGCAGAGUGCUAGAAACUUUCCGAGCUCACCUUGGACUGCGUUACCAGCCUGACCCAAUCGAAACCACUCGCACGCAGAAGAUUGACCCUUACGAAUUUGUUUCAUCACCGGCUCAGCCUGUCCGAAAGAAUAGCCGAAAGAGGAAAGCCAUGGAAGCGUCUGGCAGCCCCAGCAAGAAACCCAAGGUUACUAACACUUGCAAUAAUCAUGCGCAAGACGUCGAAUCAAUAGAUGAGGCAGAUCAGGAGCCUCAUGUAUCCCCAGCUGCCGAUAGCCAGGAACGAACCUGCUCAUUGCGCGACCAUAUCGAGGCGGGCGAGUUGGAAGAGCGACGUCAGCAGCUUCUCCAGAUUGUGGAGCCUUUCCUAGAUGAUUCUUACAUCGUAUAUGACGCAUCACCGCCCACAGGAAGAGCCGCCAGACGAGGAAGAAGGGUGACUGAAGAGGAGGCAAAUCUGCCGCGACUUAUGAGUGGAGCACUAUGUCCCCAAGCAGUUCUCAAGGCCGGCGGUCCCCUAGCUUUACCUACCUCCUCGAAGAAGCAACGAGAUCGGGCACGUGCAAAGAGUCCAGCACAGGAUGAGAGUGAUGCUCAUCAUUCCGAGGACGAGCCUAUAUCUUCUCCUGUGGCAAUGGACAAAUCGGGAUCUGUUCGAAGAAGCAAACGUCUUGCCGAAAGUCACGGAACCAAAACGAAAGGGAUCAACGCAAAGACACGUUCUUCAAGCCGACCUCGUUCCACGCGUCGAGCCCAAACAAGCCCUCCCGAGUCAGCUCCCGAAGAGUCUCCAACCCAGAACACACUGAAGGCUAGGCGAUUAAGCACCACGACAAGAACGCCCUCGUUGCCCCCACCACGAUGGAGGGCUGGCUCUGUCGGCCGUGACGAGGCAACACGCAUCAUUGGUCCCAAGCCGCCGAAAAUGGAGGACAUUGUCUUCAGAAGCCCAGGAAGUUUGUUCAAGAGUGAAGCACAGCAUGUCGUGCGAGAGAGUGGUGACCCCUUUACAGACCUCGUCUCACGAAAGAAGGAUCAGAAGCGAGGAGCGCGAGCCUCGUCGGAAUGGUUGGGCAUAAGUACCACACCCAUCCCUCUACCUGUGCUCCCAUACAAAUUUUCAAGCCCAGCCGUGAAAAGGAAGUUCAUGUCAAAGCCAAUUUCGACUCGAGAGCAGCUAGGAUCCUCCCCAGCCCGUUUCCUACGAGCUGGCACCGAGCCGCCCAGAUCAGACGGACCUCAGCACAGAGCAGGUUUAAUGGGCACCAAGCACACGGGCUUCGAUACUCCAUCCACGAGGUCCUCUUUAUCAUCCACGCCCUCCUCUCGAAGUCUACUUCAGCCUCUUCCCGGAAAUUUGCGAGAUGAUCGCACAGCUCUGGAGGAAGAGAAACGGCGCUGGAGGAGCAUGCUUGACCUAUGA
Molecule: messenger RNA, 2613 nt
Organism: Pestalotiopsis fici W106-1
Lineage: Eukaryota; Fungi; Ascomycota; Sordariomycetes; Amphisphaeriales; Sporocadaceae
Exons: 2
Coding region: 1-2613 (870 amino acids)
Source: RefSeq, a predicted model, not a curated record